GAUAUUAAAGCUUUAAAUUUACACUAUUGUACUCAUCCGAAUUGUCCAUUUAAAAGAAUUUGCUAUAAUUACGGAUACCAAGACCCAGACAAUUGUCAUUUGUGUAAAUGUAUUGAUGGAUUUAUGGGUGCACAAUGUGAACAGUUUAAAAAAAGACAAAGAAAAUGUUCUAAAGAAUUAAUACUUCCAGAUCGUAUGCCCAGAUAUUUUAUAUUACAGGGAAAAAAAAAAUGUGUUAUGCAUUUUGUAGUAAACAGAACUAGUAAAAUAAGAUUUGUUAUUAUUAAAGUGCAUAUGCUUCCCAAUACUUAUCCAACUUGUCAAUAUGAAAACACUAUAGAAGUAAAAUAUUGGAUGGAUAAAUCUGUAACAGGAGCAAGAUUUUGUCGUCAAACAGACAGUAAAAUAAUUUUAUCACAUAACAAUCAUAUAAUUUAUCAUUACAGAAGUACACAAGAAAACAAUUUUGCUAAAAUAUAUUAUAGUGAAAUAUAUUAA
Messenger RNA from Strongyloides ratti, 498 nucleotides. Its product is annotated as CUB domain-containing protein. The annotation marks the transcript as partial. Lineage: Eukaryota; Metazoa; Nematoda; Chromadorea; Rhabditida; Strongyloididae. The record is from RefSeq and is a predicted model, not a curated record. The transcript has a single exon.